Lachancea nothofagi CBS 11611 is the source of this 4356-nucleotide messenger RNA. NCBI's taxonomy places the organism in Eukaryota, Fungi, Ascomycota, Saccharomycetes, Saccharomycetales, Saccharomycetaceae. The record is from the annotation of a GenBank genome assembly.
AUGAGCGAUUCAAUGGACCGGGAUUAUGAUGGGGAUGGUGAUUUUGUGAUUCACGCCAAUGCAUCGCCCCAGAAUUAUGGGGUUAGCGAUCUAGAGGAUUCAGACGACCCACAAGAAUACGAGUAUCCUGAUGAAGAUGAGGUUGAUGAACGAGAAGAUGGCGAUAACAACUCCUCAGAAGCACAGGACGAAUACGGGGUCUCCCAUAAUGAAGAUGGCGAUCCGGAGGAGGAGGCGUACAGAAUGAGUACAGACGGAAUCGACCGCCAGGCAUUUGCUAGCCCUACUCGCAGACCUCCGGCGUCGCUUCAGCAGUUGCUGGGCUUUUUAUCUCAAAGCAUGGAUACCCAUGAAGCAACACGCGACUCGCAUGUGGACCCUGGCGCCACCACAGAUGAUCGACAGUCGCGGAGAGUGGAUAUCGCGGACAUCUUCCCAGAGAUGUUUGGCUUGGGAGGUCCUGGACACGUCUUUUCGCAGGGCAGGCCAAAUGGUCGUAUAGCAAAGCUUCUUCAAAAUAUAGCAGCAGCACACGAAGACCCCUAUAUGGCGCAAGAAAGUCUACGCGAAAUAUCAGAACAACUUCUCAUGAUGAAUUCUUUGACAGCAGAGCGCCUUAUACCACAAGAAGAACUUUUGAAAAAUGUUAUUCGAAUCCUGGAGAGUGCACAGUUGCAGACCGAGCUCGAACUUCAAAUGAUCUCGUGCCGUUGUUUGUAUAAUCUUUUCGAAGUCAAUCCCGAUAUCGUAGCAGUGGCGGUUGAACAUGGCGUUAUUGGAACUUUGCACGAGAAGCUCUUAGAGAUCAGCUACAUUGACUUAGCGGAGCAAGUUUUGGAAACUCUUGAAAUUGUUUCCAAAUUGCACGGGCGGGAGAUUCUUGAAGCUGGCAGCUUGUUGGCUUGUUUACAGUACCUUGACUUCUUUACGUCCCAUGCACAAAAAAAAUCCAUUAUCAUAGUGGUAAACUCAUGUGCCCGUAUUCGCAUUCAAGAUUUUGAAAAGGUUGCAGACGUCGUACCUGUGCUCAAACAAGUAUUCGCCACUCAUACGGACCACACGAUUUUGCUGAAGGUACUUGAUGCAUUUUAUGGGAUAUGUUGUGGACUCAGAAAAGAACCGAAACUACUUACGCAGUUGUUCGAUUUUGAACUACUUCAGAAAAUAAUGCAACUAAUCAUCAACGGAGAAACGAAUCUUGAAACACGACUCAAAUCUUUCGAUAUGUUGUCUCAAGUAUUUAUAAGCUCUGAACAAUUAACACUGCAAGUCAUUAGAUCUCGAAAAGUUGUGAAUUUAUUGAUGAGUUCCAUCAGUGACUUUAAAAAGACCUCGAAAACCCCUUUGCACGAAAGGAUUAUGUUUGUUCCCAAAUCUUUGUUAACAAGCAUUUCUCGGUUUAUUGCUGUUUUGCUGCCUGUCGAAGAAAGUCCAGUUUUUACUGCUGACUGUCGCAAAGCAAUGGAUUUGACAGGGAUCGAAAGCGAUCUGAAGCAAUUGAUUGAAGACAUUACCCCAAUUUUAAUUGAGAUUUAUAUCAAUGCUGUUGAUUUCAACAUAAGAAGGUUCGUGCUCGUCGCUCUUUCACGUAUCUCAUCGUCUCAUAGACCUGAUGCUACGAGUAACAACGAUAAGCGAAUUAUAUCCAUGAUCGCAUCAAGCUUUGCUCGAAAUAAAUCCCUUUUCGAAGAAAGUGAGUUCAAAGAUGUGAAAUCUGGAGCAUUGUUGCUGGGCUGUGCUGCUUUUGCCAGUACCCUAAUUGAUAAACACCCAUCUGGUUUUUUGCCAGCAUUCAGACGAGAAGGCAUUUUUGAGUUAAUGAAAGGCUUACUUGAGCAAAUGUCUCUCAUCAUACCUGGAGAGUUACCUGAUGAAAGAGAUGACAAUUACUCCCACGAUGAUGAAGAAUAUUCUGAUGAUAGUGAGAUCGAAAAUGAAAGCGACGAUGACUACAACAUGGAGUUAGACGAAUACGAUGGUAUUAGUCAAAUAAAACCUCGAAAGAUGACUUUUCAUAUCUUGAAGCGAUUGAGGCUAUCGUACGUCAAAGUGGAAUUGGAUGAUAUCCUGAAGAAGGUCUCGACCAUGUCAAGUAAAGAAAAUAUCGCGAUGGGAGAGUUGAAUGAGAUAGGCUCGUUGGUAAAGAGGCUGCAAAUGCUCGAUGUUAAAUCGGAUACUUAUGAUCAUUGGCUAACUGUGUGGAAGGAUGUCAAAUCCAAACUUUUCUCAUCGAAUUUUGUGAUAUCCAGCUUCGAGUUCAUAACGACUGGGUUGGCGGAAGAAAUGUCUAAAAUUAUUAGUAGUAGCGCUGCUAGAACUUCGAUUUGUCAAAGAGCCCUGAUAGAUGCAUUUGGAAAUGAGCUGGAAUCAUUUGUUCGAAUAUUGCAGUCCGCUUUAACACGGUUGGAGUCGUUCCCGUUGAUAGACAGCGGAUUACACGGUGAGGAGGGAAAAGCGGCGUCUUUGGGUAAGCAAAUUAAACUGAACCUAGAAUAUGAGGAAGAUACUGACAAUGAUGAUAUUCCUUCAAAUUUGAAAUCAAUCAUGGUUACUAUCCACUGCAUUGCUUCAUUCAGAUCUCUCAAUGAUUUCUUGAAACACAGGUUAUUAAAAUCUCAAUUAAUGGGCUCUUCAGUACCAAUGGUCACCCUUCAGUCAGAAAGAAUGAACAAACUUGAUGAUUGGAAGUUUGACUUUUCAUUUCAAGGUACAGAAUGCAGUCAUCAGGAUACCAUUUUCGGCUCCAUUCUCAAAGGUUUUGGUAGUUCUUCCGCUACAAAAAAGGAUAAUAAGCAUAUUUGGAGCGACUUGCAUGUUGUUAAGUAUAGAAAAUCGAAAAACAUUCAGGAAAAGCCCAUAAUCGGCAAUAUGUACGCUGAUGUUGCUGAUCAUGAUAAGUCCACGAAACAGGUCUAUGAGCUUUUGAUUUUGUUAAAAGCGCUUAAGAACAGCUGCAUAGGAAAUGAAUGUUUCAUAAAUCCAAAACUGAGCUCGAAGCUUGCCUGUCAAUUAGACGAGCCACUUAUUGUAUCAGGGGGCGCUCUUCCUCCUUGGACAUUGCAUAUCACAAGACAUUACCCAUUCUUAUUUCCGUUAGAUAUUAGAAUGUUUUUUUUGCAAAGUACUUCAUUCGGGUAUGGUAGGCUUAUACAGAUUUGGAAAAACCGCGCUGGUAGCGAUAAAGGUGACGGGAGGGACAGUGCUUUCCAUCAACUGGGUAGGCCAACCAGGCAUAAAUUAAGGAUAUCUAGGGAAGCGUUGUUUCUAAGUUCCUUGAAGAUUCUGUCUAAAUAUGGGUCAUCGCCUAACAUACUCGAGAUUGAGUACCUCGACGAAGUUGGAACGGGGCUAGGGCCCACAAUGGAGUUUUAUGCUAUGACAUCAAAAGAAUUCACGAGGGCAUCUUUAGAGCUAUGGAGGGUUGACGACUAUGGCUCAUGCAAAAAGAGCGAAUUUGUUGAGGGAGCCCUCUUCCCAUCUCCCUUACUUGCUGCCGGUGAUCACGAGAAAACCUUAGAACUUUUUAAGAAGCUUGGAGUUUUUGUUGCUAGAUCUAUGCUGGACAAUCGCAUUUUAGAUUUCCGCUUCAGCAGAGCGUUUUUCGAACUGGCGCAUUUGUACGCAGCAGAGGAACGGUUUACUUUCGAAGAUAAAGAGUCAGCUCUGCAAUUUUUGAGUAUAGUAGAUCCCCAAUUGGCCAAAUCUCUGAGGUUUUUGCACGUGCACAAAGAUGACACUGUUUUAGAGUCACUGUCAUUGACGUUUUACCUUCCAGGUUACGACGUUGAGUUGAUUGAAAACGGGAUGGAAAUAGCUGUCACCAAGACUAACUUCGACAUGUAUUUCUCUUGUGUUAUGGACCAAGUGUUGGGAUCAGGAGUCGAAAAGCAAAUACGCAGCUUUAUGGAAGGAUUCUCACAAGCUUUUCCUUACCGGUCUUUGCUCAUUCUAACUCCAGACGAGCUUAUUGAAUUAUUUGGUAGAGUAGAAGAAGAUUGGUCAGCAGAAACACUGUAUGCAAACGUUGAAGCUGAUCAUGGCUACACGCAGGACUCAAGCACAGUGCGUGAUCUAAUUUCAUUGAUGUCAUUUUUUUCAGAUAAUGAGCGGCGUUUGUUCUUACAGUUCCUGACGGGCUCGCCCAAAUUGCCAGUUGGUGGUUUUAAGAGUUUAAACCCAAAGCUUACGGUUGUUCGUAAACAUACAGAAGAAGACAUGGGACCUGAUGAGUACCUACCAAGCGUUAUGACCUGUGCAAAUUAUCUGAAAUUGCCAAAAUACAGCAGCAAAGAAGUUUUAAGAUCAAGGAUUUACCAAGCUAUGAACGAGGGAUCGGGUGCAUUUUUGCUUUCAUGA